Messenger RNA from Stegastes partitus (bicolor damselfish), 1734 nucleotides. RefSeq names its product selenocysteine lyase (gene scly). The transcript has 13 exons. NCBI's taxonomy places the organism in Eukaryota, Metazoa, Chordata, Actinopteri, Pomacentridae. The record is from RefSeq and is a predicted model, not a curated record. Bases 252 to 1574 code for a protein of 440 amino acids.
AACUACAGUACGUUAGCGUUAGCUGGCAAAAUAUUAGCUCGAACAGUGAUGAGACCAUGAGAGGGAUUGUUUUAAUGUGCCUGUCGGUACUUUUCUUGUGUUCUGAAUUAUAUUACGUGUCAGUAACCAGGAAGUUAUUCGUAAAUCCUUGUCACGCCUGCUGCUGUUAGCGUGGAUGUGAGUUUAGCUGACGGGGUUGAUUAAGGAGAGGAAACUAUGAGCAUGUUAGCGCUAAAUGUUGGCUGACUAUUAUGGCUGACAAAUCUGAUGGCAUCGGCCUGGUAAAGGGUCACACCUUCACUGACCAUACCUUUCAUCACUAUUCAGAAAUGAAUGUAGACAGGAUCUACAUGGAUUGCAAUGCUACCACCCCUCUGGAGCCAGAAGUGAUUCAGGCCAUUUCUGAAGCCCUUCAGGAUGCCUGGGGAAACCCUAGUAGCAACUAUAUAGCAGGUGCCAAGGCCAAGGCUAUUAUUAAUCAGUCCAGAGAGAACGUUGCAAGAAUGGUUGGAGGUAAAGCAGAGGACAUUGUUUUCACAUCAGGAGGGACAGAGGCCAAUAACCUGGUGCUGCACACUGCUGUGGAGCACUUUAGGAAAAGCAGCAGGGCUGCGGAACAACGUGAAGGACACCAGAACGGAUGCACUGGCCGACCUCACAUUAUCACCUCUAAUGUGGAACAUGACUCAGUCAAACUUGUCGCUGAGCGCUUACAGAUGGAUGGAAAGGCAGAUGUGACAUUUGUGCCCGUGUCUAAGGUGACAGCCCGGGUAGAGGUGGAUGAUGUCAUUGCUGCAGUACGUCCCAACACUUGUCUCAUCUCUGUAAUGUUGGCCAACAAUGAGACAGGAGUCAUCAUGCCAGUGCGAGAGAUCUGCCAAAGAAUAAAAUCUCUCAAUAAGCGGCCUGAGCGGCUCAGGAUCCUGCUCCACACUGAUGCUGCCCAGGCUCUGGGGAAAAUCCGAGUGGAUGCCAGCGAACUAGGAGUGGAUUACCUCACCAUAGUGGGACACAAGUUCUACGCCCCUCGAAUUGGUGCUUUGUACGUGAACGGUCCCGGAACAACGACGCCGCUGCAUCCGAUGCUGUUUGGAGGAGGUCAGGAGAGGAACUUCAGACCAGGCACUGAAAACACGCCAAUGAUUGCCGGUCUGGGAAAGGCAGCAGAACUGGUGACAUCCAAUCUAUCAGAUUAUGAGAGUCACAUGCAAAGUACUAAACUGUACUUGGAAGAACGACUGCAGGCCAUCUUCACAGACAAGAUCCGCUUCAACAGCCAUUACCCCGGCUCUGAUAUCCUCCCUAACACAUGUAACGUGUCCAUCCUGGGCCCAACAUUACAAGGCUGGAGGGUAUUGUCCAACUGUAGGAGGCUGCUGGCCAGCGUUGGUGCCGCCUGCCACUCAGACAGUGGAAACCGGCCUUCCCAUAUCCUUCUGAGCUGUGGCGUCCCCUCAGAGGUGGCAGCUAAUGCUUUGAGGUUGAGCGUGGGCAGGGGGACGACCAAAGCAGAUGUGGAUGCAGUCGUGGAGGACCUGAGGGAAACCGUGCAGCUGCUGGAAGAAAUGAACUGACGACUUUCAUUUGCACGAAGUAAAGUCAUCCUGUGGGUCAAAUAAGGAUGUACAGAACAAAACAUGCACCAUCUGUGUUUAUUCUCAUAUGAACCGAUCAUGUAAAAUGGAUGAAAAUUUUAAUAUAAAUAAUAAAGGAGAAGAACUUGAAGUGACCUGA